This is a messenger RNA of Ilex paraguariensis (yerba mate), 891 nucleotides long. NCBI's taxonomy places the organism in Eukaryota, Viridiplantae, Streptophyta, Magnoliopsida, Aquifoliales, Aquifoliaceae. The record is from the annotation of a GenBank genome assembly.
AUGGAUGACAAAGGAGGAGGAAGAAACGUGUCGAACUCGUUUCUCAGCUCCAACUGGGCCGAUUUGACUCACGAGUGCCUAAUCAAUAUCCUGUUACGCCUCUCUCUCGAAGACCGAUGGCGAACAGCCAUGUUGGUCUGCAAACCGUGGCUUCACGCCAUCAAAGACCCGGUUCUUAACUCGGUCUUUGACCUCGAAACCUACUUCGACCCGGAUGCUGAGUCACCCACCUGGUGGACCUGGGAAUUCGAGCAAAAAAUCGACGCUAUGUUGCGAUCCGUCGUCGUUUGGAGCGAUGGGUGUAUGGUGGAACUUCGUGUCAGGCAUUGCUCUGAUCGCUCUCUCUCUCUGGUUGCUGAAAGGUGCCCAAACCUUCAAAUCCUAUCAAUUAAGAGCUGCCCCAAUGUAAGUGAUGAAUGCAUGGAUGAGAUGGCUUCUGGAUGCCCCAAGCUUGAGGAACUUAACAUUAGCUACUGCUAUGGAAUAUCUCAUGAAUCUUUGGCUGUGAUUGGAAGGCACUGCCCUAACCUCAAAAUUCUGAAAAGGAACCUGAUGAAUUGGUGGAAUCCUUCGUAUCAUGAAGGAAUUGUCCCAAAUGAAUAUCUGAAUGCCUAUCCUCAAGAUGGAGAUUCAGAAGCUGCUGCAAUUGGAAAAUUCAUGCCUCAUCUGCUAAAUCUUGAACUUAGGUUCUCAAAGUUAACAGGCAAAGGACUUGCUUUAAUUUCUGAGGGAUGUCCGAAUCUCAAAUAUGUGGAUCUAUCUGGUUGUACGAACGUGACUAGUAGUGACGUUGCAAACGCCUCAUCUAAUUUGAGUGGUUUGGCUACUAUCAAGCACCCCAGUUUCUACCUCCCUAGGUUAUUCUUUCACCCUGACAGGUAUGGCCGCUAA